GUUUUCUACGGCCAACCCUUGUAGUAGCUGAAAGAGGAAGAUGGUGAAGUUCUUGAAGCCGAACAAGGCUGUGAUCGUGCUGCAAGGGCGGUACGCAGGGCGGAAGGCGGUGAUCGUGCGCACAUUUGAUGAGGGGACUCGUGAUCGCGCCUACGGACACUGCCUGGUUGCAGGGAUUAAGAAGUACCCGAGCAAGGUGAUUAAGAAGGACUCUGCCAAGAAGACGGCGAAGAAAUCGAGGGUGAAGGCGUUCGUGAAGCUCGUGAACUACCAGCACCUGAUGCCCACUCGCUACACCCUUGAUGUAGAUCUGAAGGACGUUGUUGUUCCUGAUUCCCUCCAAUCGAAGGACAAGAAGGUCGCUGCUCUCAAAGAGACCAAGAAGCGCUUGGAGGAAAGGUUCAAAACCGGUAAAAACAGGUGGUUCUUCACCAAACUUGGUUUUUGAGCUGCAGACACUGUUGUUGUUUUGUUUCUUCUCUUUUCAGUUUCGUUGGAACAAUAGAUCUUUGUAUUCGUAUGGAUAUUGCGUUUCAAUGCUUUUGUUUGCAAAUUGCUACAUUUCAAUAGAAUUUUGUUCUGUCGUUAA
Lotus japonicus is the source of this 589-nucleotide messenger RNA. RefSeq names its product 60S ribosomal protein L27-like. The transcript has a single exon. Gene Ontology annotation, cellular component: ribosome; cytosolic large ribosomal subunit. Gene Ontology annotation, biological process: translation. The record is from RefSeq and is a predicted model, not a curated record. Bases 41 to 448 code for a protein of 135 amino acids. NCBI's taxonomy places the organism in Eukaryota, Viridiplantae, Streptophyta, Magnoliopsida, Fabales, Fabaceae. Gene Ontology annotation, molecular function: structural constituent of ribosome.